Molecule: messenger RNA, 1040 nt
Organism: Triticum dicoccoides
Lineage: Eukaryota; Viridiplantae; Streptophyta; Magnoliopsida; Poales; Poaceae
Exons: 5
Coding region: 304-678 (124 amino acids)
Source: RefSeq, a predicted model, not a curated record
CCAAUAAAAGAACUGUUCGCAAUCCAGGCUAGGCGCUCCAUACCGAGAGGAUGAGGCGACGCAGUCCGCUUCCAUCCAGCCGAUGCGCGCGUGGGAAUCGAUCCGGCGCGGAAGGGAGGCGAGGCGCGCGACGGCGCGAGGGGUCCGACUCGGGAGGAAGGCAAGGAUGCGGACAUCGAUGGGGCAGCGAUCCCCACUCGCCGCCUAUGAAUCCUGGCUCUGGAGGGAGGCGAGGAUGCAGUCAUCGAAGGGGCAGCGAUCCCCACUCGCCAUCGAUAAAUCCUGCUCUCGGACGGUGGCAUCAUGGGGCACUCUCAGACCGGUGCAGCCAUGGGGGUGGUCUCAACUGCCAGGGGAUGGAUCGUUGGCACUUGGCAGCAAGAAAGCAGAGAAACCAGAAACCCAGUCAUAGAUAGGAGGUCAGCAGGUGGCUAUAUAGAGACUUCGCUACUGUGGUCAUGCUGGGCAUCAGUUUGUCCUGUGAGUGGUGGAGAUGAUGGGAAGAGGGGUGACGAUGAUGGAUCGGCAGAGAAAAGGAUUCAGGAAUACUUCCCCAUGGCUUUUCUGCUGAAACUCAGUUUCUUCAUGGUAAAUUAUGGCUUGCUUAUCCACACAAGAUUCUCACUGAUCAACUCUUUUGCAUGCCCCCACAUUCAGCCUGCUCCUAUACAAUUCUAAUUUGGAAAUAAAAUGGGAGUCAUGCAUGGGUGGUUUUGGGAUUCAACUAAGGAUUUGUCAAGGCUUUCUGGUUUUGGUGUCACAUUAUCAAGUCCAUCCAACGAUCUACCUUUCAAACAAGAAGAGCAUUCACCAGGGGAGCUAUUAUUGUAUCUAUGUUCAAACCUGGAGUCGCCAGAGAUGUGAGCGGAGCCACACAUUCAUUAAGGAGUCCAAGCUCACGAGAACAUGUACACCAUCAUCGAGUGCACGUCCUAGACGACCCCGUGCUGUAACACCCCGUAUGUAACUUGCCAUAUUUGUAUUCCAACUCUUGCCAUUUCCGGCACUAAGUUAUGAUAUAUUCCUCGUUGUUGGGUUUU